Messenger RNA from Ornithodoros turicata, 2889 nucleotides. RefSeq names its product zinc finger protein ZFP2-like. The record is from RefSeq and is a predicted model, not a curated record. The coding region runs from base 1 to 1869 and encodes 622 amino acids. Lineage: Eukaryota; Metazoa; Arthropoda; Arachnida; Ixodida; Argasidae. Gene Ontology annotation, biological process: regulation of transcription by RNA polymerase II. The transcript has 3 exons. Gene Ontology annotation, molecular function: DNA-binding transcription factor activity, RNA polymerase II-specific; RNA polymerase II cis-regulatory region sequence-specific DNA binding.
AUGGAAGGCAAUGGCCGGCUGUCGGGCGUUGCAGUGGUGCUGCUAGCCAUGUCCACGAGGAGGAGUGCGGGGCCGUUGUGGCUGUCCGCGGCGGAAGGAGGAAAAGAAAGCAGUGGUAGGUUUCAUAUUAAGGACGAGCCCAGAGGCACUUGCGAUCAAGCAUCUUCAGGUUGCACCUCUUCAAAUGCACAGUUCGAGAUCUUCACAACAGCAGUUCAACCACGAUUUGGAAAUGCUGCACUAGUCACUACCGGGGGUCGACCAACUGAGGAACCUUCAGACCAGAGCCAGACUCAAGAGGCAGGCAAGUCAUCGACGUUCCGCCAUGAGAAAGACAGGCUGUACAGGUGCAACAUUUGUUUGGCUGCAUACAUUGGCACUGGCCACUUGGAUGUUCAUCCCCAAACUCACAAAACAAAGACAUUUACCUGCGACACAUGUUCUGCGAAAUUCCAUCAUACAUCAACUCUGCGAGUGCAUGCAAAGCGCUGCACAGGAGAAGGGCUGCUCAAGUCCCAGGUAUGUGCAGUUGCAUGUGCAUCGAGUGCAUACAAGUGCAAGCUGUGCCCUGCAGAGUUCAGCCACAGUAUGUGCCUGUGGCGUCACAAGCACACGCACAUGGGCAAGAAGCCCUACAACCAUACUAAUGCAAUCUCUACCCUGCAGAGUUCAGCAAGAGUGAGAAGCUGCGAGAUCAUAAGAGGCCAUACGAGUGAGGGGCCAUACAUUUGCCAUCUCUGUCCUGCACAGUUCGGGCAUAGCACGGUACUGAAGUAUCACAAGCGAAAGCACACAGGCGAGAAGCCUUAUAAGUGCAAUAUCUGUCUUGCAGAGUUCAGCUAUGGCUUGAGCCUGUCGUAUCAUGAGCAUAAACACAGAGGCAAGAAGCCCUAUAAGUGUGAUCUCUGUCCUGAAGAAUUCACUAAUAACUCGAGCCUGUUGCACCACAAGCGGACACACACGGGCGAGAAGCUCGAUAAGUGCGAUAUCUGUCCUGCAGUGUUAAAUGAGAGAGAGGGCCUGCAGCAUCACAGGCGAACACACACGGGAGAGAAGCCCUAUAAGUGCGAUCUCUGUACUGCAGAAUUCACACACACAUUUGGCCUGUCGCGCCACAAGCGAAAACACACAGGCGAGAAGCCAUACAAGUGCGAUCUCUGUACUGCAGAGUUCAGUGGGAGGGAGAGUUUGCGGCGUCACAGGCGAACACACACGGGAGAGAAGCCAUACAAGUGCGAUCUCUGCGCUGCGGAGUUCAGCAACAUCACGAGUCUGUCGUGUCACAAACGAAAACACACGGGUGAGAAGCCCUAUAAGUGCGAUGUCUGUACUGCAGAGUGCAGCCAGAGCGGGAACCUGUCGCGCCACAAGCGGGCACACACGAGCGAGAAGCCACACAAGUGCGGUCUCUGUCCUGCAGAGUUCAGCGAGAGGGCAGGCCUGCGGUGUCACAGGCGAACACACACGGGAGAGAAGCCCUAUAAGUGCGAUGUCUGUACUGCAGAGUUCAGCCAGAGCGCGAACCUGUCGCGCCACAGGAGAGUACACACGGGCGAGAAGCCACACAAGUGCGAUCUCUGUCCUGCAGAGUUCAUCGAUCGCACGAAGCUGCGGUACCACAAGCGAAAACACACAGGCGAGAAGCCCUAUAGGUGCACCCUUUGUCCUGCAGCGUUCACACGCAGCACGAAAUUGCGGUGUCACGCAAUUCAAACACACAUGAGCCAGGGGCCCUACUGUGGGUGUUCUGCAAAUCUGAGGCAGAGCACAGACCUCCAGGGUUACCUUAAGUGGACCUACAUGCACGUGAAGAAAUGCAACCUCUCUCCUGCAGAGUUCAGUCACAGUACAAACACACACCAGCCAUAGAACCGGCAGAGCACGGACCCGUGGGUUCACAAGUGGACACACGUGGGAUAAAAGAUGUGCAAGUGCUUUCGGUUCUGUUGUGUUGCAUGUCCUGAACCUCGAGACAUGAAGUAUAAAGUAAAGUAAAUGAAGCAAUUUUUCUUUUUUGAUUCCGUGUUAGUGCCGCGAAGCCACUGUGGCUAUGAGAGGCGUACUGACGUGGACAGAUGGAGACAGGAGAGAAGGAAGGAGUGGGGGACAAUGGGGUUCGUAUGCGUCCUGGGUCGACUUCAGGGGGAACUGUUGCGCGUUCGUCAUGAAAGUCAUCGGAAAACACGGGGAAAACCUCAGACAGAGCAGCCGGUGGUAGGAUUCAAACCCACCACCUCCCAGUCUUCAGCACGACCUUGGUUUCUACCAGGGUUGCGGAGUUGCCACUCCGAGUUUGGAAUGAUUCCGGAAUCAUUCCAGAUUUAUGAGAGCCCGGAAUUGGAAUGGAAUGGUGAAAACUGUCCUAGGAAUGGAAUGGGAAUGGAAUUAGGCGUUUUUUGUCGCAGGCCGAAUGGAAUUUAAAUGGACUGGUCUGGAUGCCACACGGUCAAGGGCGAAAUAACCUUGUCUUUGAGCUUUUUUCCGUGCUGGGUAAUGUCAAUCUCCUCUAGCACUGCUGGGCGACCCAGCACGGUUACCGGUCCCUUUUCUUUUAUUGAUGGAAUUAAAGGAAUGGAAUGGGGUUGCCAAGCCAUUCCAGGAGUGGGAAUUGACCACCUUUUCAUUCCGAGGAAUUGAAAGGAAUGGAAUUAUUACAAACCUCCAUUCCUCGGAAUGGAAUGGAGUGGAUGAUCCCAUUCCGUAACCCUGGUUUCUACCAAAGUGCUGCUCGUCGCGCGAGGCAUUGCACAGGCUGUACAGAUGUUAUCUGUAGAGCCCAGAUUUUUAGGCACGAAAAAACAUUCUUUUAGGUCAGCCUGGCCCAAUCCAGCCCAGCAACGCUCUGCGCUCAAAGCUCUUCUGACAUUUCUGGACGCCAUCGGACUUUGA